CUCAGUACUACGUUCAAAACGGUUGAUGUAACGUAAAGGGGAACACAUAUUUUAGAAACAAUAAAACGAAUCUGAUUCCGCAAGCCGCUUAAGUCCGUUCGACAACAAAAAAAAAAACGCGCUUUUUGACGUCUGAUACGGCGGGAAAUGACCCCGAGAACUUACGUCCAGAAACGCGAAUGAAGAAUUCAGUGAACGAGGACACCUCGAAAUUCAAAUUGUGGAACAACGUGGCGUCCUGCAUGGAGAAAUGGUUCGGUGAUAAACGGCUCUGGUUAUUUGGCAACAACCUGCCGCUGUUACCGAGAAGGUCACGCGCCAGUAGCCGCGCAAUGGAACGCUACGAGAAACUCGCCAAGCUAGGCGAGGGCUCCUACGGUCUGGUCUACAAGUGCCGCAACAGAGACACCGGCGAGAUAGUCGCGGUGAAGAAGUUCGUUGAAAACGAAGACGAUCCCCUCAUCAGGAAGAUCGCUUUGCGGGAGAUACGGAUGUUGAAGAACUUGAAGCAUCCGAACCUUGUUAAUUUAAUUGAAGUUUUUCGACGGAAACGUAAACUGCAUUUGGUGUUUGAAUACUGUGACCACACGGUGCUGCACGAAUUGGAAAAGUAUCCAGCCGGCUGUCCCGAACUACUUUCAAAGCAGAUAAUCUGGCAGACUUUGCAAGGGGUCGCGUACUGCCAUCGGCAUAAUUGCAUCCACCGUGACGUCAAACCUGAAAACAUACUCCUCACGAGCGACGGAGUCGUCAAGCUCUGCGACUUUGGAUUCGCAAGGAUGAUCAGUCCAGGAGAGAGUUACACGGACUAUGUUGCGACGCGCUGGUACCGAGCCCCUGAGCUGUUGGUCGGAGACACUAUGUACAGCACGCCGGUCGACGUGUGGGCCAUAGGCUGUGUGUUCGCGGAGCUCCUGACAAGCGAGGCUCUGUGGCCGGGCAAGAGCGACUUGGACCAGUUGUACCUCAUCAGGAAGACGUUGGGGGAUCUACUCCCGCGGCACAUGACCAUCUUCUCGCAGAACACUUUCUUUCAGGGUAUGGCGCUACCGGAGCCGACGACUCUAGAACCACUCGAAAAGAAGAUUCCGCCGCGUUAUGCCAACAACGAACUCAUACUAGACUUUUUGAAGAAAUGCCUGGACAAGGAUCCCAUGAUGAGGUGGACUUGCGAGCAGCUGUUGCGGCAUCCGAUCUUUGAGAACUUCCUGUUCACGGUGCCUCACUCCGAUCACGAAGAAUACGAAAGGGCCAGGAGAGCUCAAGUGCAGUCAUCCCCGCUCCUGCCGCAGCUGAUCGUCAACGAGAGAACUCAGCCUAAAGGCAAAAAGUCGGAUCUGGAUUCCCGGAGUCAUCUGCCCACCAUAUGACUAGCGCCGCCAGCGCGACACCGGAAGUUGUCGUGAUUCUAUUAAAGCUCAUCAUCAAACAGUGUUUAAUUCAUUUUUGUGUGGAUAGAGAAUGACAGAGAAUGUUACAUAUUAUGUUACAACAGAUGGGCUGAGUCAGUCAGUUCAUUUCCUUAGCUAUGUAAAGAACAGCUGUAGCGUAAGUGAAUUGUGGCGAUACCCAUCAUAGAACACAAGAUAUUUGACAGAUGCUUGAAUCUCGCUUACAGCGUUUUCAAGACAAGCUUGCAUGUACCUACACAUAUAUUUAUUUUUUAUU
This is a messenger RNA of Bombyx mandarina (wild silkworm), 1668 nucleotides long. RefSeq names its product cyclin-dependent kinase-like 4. Gene Ontology annotation, cellular component: nucleus. The record is from RefSeq and is a predicted model, not a curated record. Gene Ontology annotation, biological process: protein phosphorylation. Gene Ontology annotation, molecular function: ATP binding; protein serine/threonine kinase activity. Lineage: Eukaryota; Metazoa; Arthropoda; Insecta; Lepidoptera; Bombycidae.